AUGGCAAGCCAACUGGAUGAAAAUAACCAAGAAAAGAAAAGCGAAAUGGCGCAAUCGAUGGAAAGUCUUAUCGAAUCCCUGCUGAAAUGCGACGCUGUUAAAUUUGGUGAAUUCGUUUUAAAAAGUGGGAUAAAGUCGCCGAUUUAUAUCGAUAUUCGAACUGUUUUUUCAAUUCAUUCGCUUAUGCGUUCUAUCGCAGACCAAAUAUGUAAUUUGAUUCAAGACAAGAAACUGGUUUAUGAUCACAUAGUUGGAGUUCCAUAUGGUGCAUUGCCGUUCGCAACUCAGGUCUGUGUAACUUUGAAUAGACCUCUACUCCUUUAUCGGAAGGAGAUCAAGAAACAUGGAUUAGCGAAGAGGAUUGAAGGUGUUUAUAGAAAAGGUGAUAAAGUGCUGGUCAUCGAAGAUGUUGUUACUUCAGGCUAG
Dracunculus medinensis (Guinea worm) is the source of this 426-nucleotide messenger RNA. The record is from the annotation of a GenBank genome assembly. NCBI's taxonomy places the organism in Eukaryota, Metazoa, Nematoda, Chromadorea, Rhabditida, Dracunculidae.